Messenger RNA from Psammomys obesus (fat sand rat), 9342 nucleotides. RefSeq names its product APC membrane recruitment protein 2 (gene Amer2). The record is from RefSeq and is a predicted model, not a curated record. Gene Ontology annotation, molecular function: beta-catenin binding; phosphatidylinositol-4,5-bisphosphate binding. The transcript has a single exon. Lineage: Eukaryota; Metazoa; Chordata; Mammalia; Rodentia; Muridae. Gene Ontology annotation, cellular component: plasma membrane. Gene Ontology annotation, biological process: regulation of canonical Wnt signaling pathway. Bases 262 to 2271 code for a protein of 669 amino acids.
UUCAUUUAUUUUUUAUUUAUUUUUUCUUUCAGCUCAGGGCGGCGAUGAAGGCUUCUGCUACACAAAAACCUAUGUGGCGCCCAGGGUAUUAUAUAAGCUCUCGGCAGGAGGGGAGAUAGUCCGGUCUGCGCGCUUCAGCCGCCGCAGUGGCAGCAGCCACAGCUCAGCAGCGGGAGCAGCUCAGGUUGAUUUAGAACGCGGGUGACAGUGGCCUGGCGCGAGCGUACGGCUGACGACAGCGGCUGAGCCCGCUCGGUUUCCAUGGAGACGGGCAGGAGCCGCGGCGGCGGCGCGGCUGUCAGCGAGCGCGGCGGCGCGCGCGCGGGGGUCUGCAGGAGGCAGGAGCAGGCCGGGGCCCUCGCCGCAGACAUGGACUCGCAUUGUGAGUGCGCCGCGGAGACGCCCGCCGCAGAGCCGCCGUCGGGGAAGAUCAACAAGGCUGCGUUCAAGUUAUUCAAGAAGAGGAAAUCGGGGGGCACCAUGCCCAGCAUUUUUGGGGUCAAAAACAAAGGGGAUGGGAAGAGCGCGGGGCCGGCGGGCAUGGUGAGAAGCAGGACCCACGACGGACUAGCCGAGGUGCUGGUGCUGGAGGGCAGCAAGAAGGAGGAGCCGCCCGGCGGGGGCGAUCACGGCGGGGCCCGGCCGAGCACCGUGCCCCCCAAAGCCGCCGGGCCUGGCCUGGGCUCCCUGGCCAGCAGCUCGGUAGCCAAGUCGCACAGCUUCUUCUCCCUGCUCAAAAAGAACGGGCGAUCCGAGACCGGCAAGGGAGACCCCGCCGAGGCGAGCAAGGCUGGCGGCAAACAAAAGAGGGGACUGAAAGGGAUCUUCAGCAGCAUGCGCUGGCACCGGAGGGACAAGCGCGGCAAGGAGGAGGAGGAGAAGGCGGCGCGCGCGGCGGGCCCGGGAAGCCUGGUCCUGCCCGGCUCGCUCACCGCCAGCCUGGAGUGCGUCAAGGAGGAGCCGCCCCGAGCCGCGCGCCGCCCGGACAGCUCGGGCCAGGACGCCCCGCGACACGCAGCAGGUGAGCCCGCAGGGGGAGAGCAGGCGCGCGCAUCUGCCGAGCGCGUCCCGGCGCGGACCUGCCUCGAGGCCGCGAGCCCCUCCGGCCCUGGCGACCAGAGCGCCCGGGGAGAGGACGCCGAGGGGCAUCGGCGCGCGGAGAAGCCCGGGGCAGCCCUCGAGUCGGGAGCCGGUGAGGUCCAGGAGGCCGAGGAUGCGUCCAGGACAGGUGACGUUCCGAUAAAGACCGUCCCCCUUGUCGACUCCGAAGGUGGCAGCGGCCGGGCGUCUGCCGUCCCUGACCCUUCCUCUGUUGAUCCACCCUCAGACCCGUCGGCAGAUCGUAUUUGUUUGAUGUUUUCUGACGUGACUUCACUGAAAAGCUUUGACUCUCUUACAGGCUGUGGAGAUAUUAUUGCAGACCCAGAAGAAGAGGCAGGCCCCAGCUGUGACAAGCAUGCCCCCGGGCCAGGCAAGCCAGUUCUCUCUAAAAAGAACCCCAGCGUGGUGGCCUACCAAGGAGGAGGGGAGGAGAUGGCCAGCCCGGACGAGGUGGACGACACCUAUCUCCCGGAAUUCUGGGACAUGUUGUCCCAGAGUGAGGACCAAGGACAAGGACCCCAAGAGGGCGCGGCGAAGGCCGCCACCGCCUUGGACACCAAGCUGGCCCCUGAGACCUCCGCUGAUGCCCGGUGUGGGGAGGUGGACAAGGAUGUGUCCUCGGUCAAGCGCAGGAGGCUCCACAGGAUCCCCAUGGAGUCCCAGCAGAAGGAGGAGCCCAAACAGCCAGAGAAGGAGCAUCAAGAAGGCGGCGUCCCUAACAGCGACGAGGGCUACUGGGAUUCCAACACUCCUGGCCCAGAAGAAGAGAGUGCCAGCAGCAGCAAGAAGGUGGCCAUUGCUAGGGACAGCGACAGCGGCGAUGCUCUCUACGACCUUUAUGCGGAACCCGAAGGAAGUCCAGCCCCUCUUCCUGCCACGGAGGACCCCCCCUGCUUGUCCCGGCUAAAGCCCGUGUCUCCAGGCACCAUCACCUGUCCUCUGAGAACACCAGGCAGCUUGCUGAAGGACUCUAAAAUCCCGAUUAGCAUCAAGCAUCUCUCCAACAUUCCGUCCAGCCAUCCUGUGGUGCACCAGCAACCAGCCAGGAGUGAGAUGCCCAGAACAAAAAUCCCUGUUUCCAAAGUGCUGGUCCGGAGGGUCAGCAACCGGGGCUUGGCUGGAACCACCAUCAGGGCAGCAGCAUGCCAUGACAGUGCCAAAAAGUUGUGAGGUCUCCAAGGCCAAGGAGGAUGGAUGGGCCAUAUGUUAAGGAAUACAACUUUCCCCUGGAAACCAAUGAAGGAAGUUUGUUUUCCCCAAAGCCAAGACUUAGACCCACCCUUCUCCAUAUGGCCUAGAAGUCUUUGUUGCAGGCAGGGGCAGGACAGCCCGCAAAUGUUACACCUGGAGUUCAGAUAAGUUUCUGAGAAGUCUUUUCUAGCACUUUCCUUUUUCUUUUAACCUUUAAAAAAAAAAUCUUUUCCCCCUUAAAUCACGGAUCACUCAGAAGUCACCUUUUCUUGCCUUUGCAGAAAAUAAGAUUCAACCAGAUCUAAUUAACAAACAAACAAACAAACAAACAAAUAACACCAAGCUACCAGGCUUUUUUAGAGUCAGGAGGGCCUUGAGGAAUCACUAAACAACAGGAUUCUUGCCUCUCUUUCCAAUAAAAAUAAACGGGGAGGGGUGACUUUGCUUUAUCCUUAUGUGGAAAACACCUGAAAAGCUCAAAGAUCCAUGUAGCUAUGUGAUGAGUCGAAGGGACUGCUGAUUGGUAGAAAGUCCCUCGGCUUCCGGUUGCCAGAUAUGCAAAUAGGUAAAGCUCUAUCUCUAGAAAACAGAGAAGGUUUGGCUGGUUCAGAUCAUUUGUCUGAGGAGAAAUAAAAAGCUCACUAGUAGUUUAUGUGUUUUUGUUUGUUUGUUUGUGUAUUUUUGGAUCCACCCCUCCCUCUCGGUGCAAAAUUCAGGAUCAAGGAAAGAUCUCACUAAAUGCUAAUUAUACGGUAUUUUGAUGUUUGUAAAUGUCAGCCUUCUUCUGUGUCGCUAAAGCAUAUUUUACAGUUUAUCUCAUGGCUAACAUUUUACAGCCCGUCAAUUAUAUAGAAUUUAAAGUCCAGUCUUAUAGCUGGAUAUGAUAAUAAAUCAUUGAGGUUCUUUAUGUACCGUAGCCUGGGGCAGUGCAGCUUUUGAUUUAUUAGGGUUUUUUUACACACACACAAACACAAACACAAUACAAAUGUAUUGUAUUAUAUACAUAUAUGUAUAGGAUUGAUGCCCUUGAACAAUGGUUUGCUUGGUCUUGGUUAAGAGUCUGUUUCUCAGCCCAAACCAGAGAUUUUUACCUGGUUUAUAAAAUGUUGGAUCCAACCAUUUCCCCAAAUAUAGGAAGUCCAAAAUGAACAUUCCAAGAAAUAAUAGAAAAAUACAAGUUUAAAACUAUUGACUUUUGCUAUAUAAACCUAUUCCUGAGACAAGUAUGUUCUUCACAUGAUACUACCAAGCCUAAGUGUGUAAACAUUCUACUAAAUUAUCUUUUGAGAAGCAGUUUGGUUCGAUAUAUGCUUUCUAAUAUUUCAGAUGAAAGGUUGAUGCCUUGGCAGUUUGAAUGACACAGUGAAGGGCUUCCUAGAAUGCUAUUAGUGUCUGCUGAUUAAACUGAUAUCCUUCUGGGGAUAUGCACUUCAGAGCAUCUCAGAGGGCCGGAGCUUCUACCAGAGGUGCUGCCGCCCACCAGGGAGAUGGCACAGAUCCCAGGGACCCUGCAUGUGUGUGAAUGAUAUGAGCACAGUGUAAUUUGAGUUCUAGAGAGAUGACUAAGAAAUGGUCUGCUAUUUUGUGUUUUAAGAUUUUAGUUAUAUUUUAUAAAAGAAAAAAAGAAGCUAAAUAUAUGAAAAACUUAUUUUAAUAGUACGAAGGAAGCAAAAAUAAGUGGGCAUCGAGGAAAAGUUGAUAAGGCAUAGAGGAGUGUUUCCGUUUGUGAUUUGUAGCUAUUCCCUCAGAGGAGGGGCCCUGCUGCAUACCUUAGUUGGUCAGGUUGCUGACUUUUACUGCAUUGUCUCAGGUCCUUGAUGCUAUCUCAAAGCAAUGCUUUAAAUUUUAAUUUCCCAUGUCUCUAGAUGAGACCCUCUCUGUCCUCAUCACCCUAAGCACUCUGGACUCAUUAUCAGAAACCGCCCAAGCAUCUCACAUGCUCAGGAAUUCAUCUGGACAAAAAACAACAGACAAAAGACAUCUCAAAAUACUUGAGAUUUGGCAAUAUUUUGAAAAUCAUCUCUGCCCUUGAGAAGAGACUUUAAAUUUGAAUAAUAUUGAUAGAAAUAUUUAGACCCUCAAAUGCAGUUUCUUUCCCCCUAGAACUGGAGAGAAUAUAGAUUUUGCUUCUAGCAGGAAACAAAGGAGCUUUUUUUUUCCUUGUGCUUUUCCCUGCAGAGAUUAUAUUUAUUCACCUUUGCAUGACUUCGUGGCUGGGUUUCGUCUGCUCCUGCUCAGCUGUGUAGGAAAGGCAGCAAAGGAAGAAUGGGGUCAGACACUGUCAGAGGAAUGGCAGCUGGCUACUGAAGUAGCAGGAGCCACUCUUCCAAAUGCUCUGCCUUCACCCACUAUGCCAUCCUCUCUUUGUGAGUGAAGAAAAAUUUUAGCAAGAUUUACUUUAAUUUUCCCUGGAAACUAAUCACCCACAAAAGACUUACAAAGGUUUUGCUUACAAAAUUCUUGUCACCACACUUUUUUUUUUCCUGAUUUUUAUCUUUUACCCUGAACAUGUAAGAACAGCAGCCAUUCCAGUCAAGUAAAGGACUUGGCCAGGAAUUAAAUGUCCUUAGUCAUUAGCAAGUGGGACAAUAGUCAGCCUUCUCCAAACACAGAAAAGGGAUCAGAGUUGCUUUCUUGUGCCAAGGGUUACUUUAUCUUCAAUGCAAGACAUUUCUAGAUUUGCAGGCAACUGUUUAUGAAUCUGUUAUUGAAUAGUCUGGUGAGGACUGCACAGAACUUUUGCUGGUUUCUUUUGUUUUGUUUUGUUUUGUUUUGUUUUUUAGAUAAAGGUCGGACAUGAACAAAUUAUGCUUUCUUGGUAUGUACAGUUCUAAGGUCCAUUGGUUUGGCACCCUUGGGGCAAAGAACUGCCUAAAAGGAAAGGAGGAAAGGGCAAAAAGCCAAAGCCAUUGCUGGGAAAAAUUUGUCAGUUUAAUGGCUCUGCACAAAGACAACCUGUAUUUGAGAUAUCUACAACACCACACACACACACACACACACACACACACACACACACACACACUCAACUUAAAGCCAAUCUAGCCCUGCUUUGAUUCUGCCGGCAGUGGGGCUUAUUCUCCUUCACCAAGAAGUGGGAGACAUUUCUGUUUACUACAGCAUUUCAAAUAAUCACAAGAGGAAAUACAUUUUUAUUACUUCAUGUAAUAGUAAUGGAAUACAGAUCAUCAGGACUUUCUUGAGAUGCAUUUUGCACAAACGUCUGCCUACUGACAUGCAAAUAUACAUUCCUUGUGUAACCUGUGCAGACGAUGUCUUGCACAUUUUUCAUUCAUUGAAAUUAAUAUGCAAGGAGCCCCUUGCUGAUUCAUUUGUCAAGGUCAAAAGUCUCUGUCAGCUGUUAUGAUUUCUCUGACCAAACUUUCUAAGAGUUUUCAUUGCUGCCAUCUCUCUGGUCUACUUGGGGAAGCUCCUCACCGAGAGGAUUAUCAGAAGAGGUUGACUCACGUGGCUUUAUCUCUCCCUUUGUUUUCAGCAUAGUUGUUCCCCAUGUUGUUGGCCUUCUGGAUUGUGUUAAUAUGCUUUGCUGCUUCCUUGCUUCCAAGUCAUUGCAGAUUGUCUGCCUUGUACUGGGAGUGUGAGGCCUUGGCUCACCUCCACUGAGACAUCUUCUUAAACACUUGUUUCCAGGGCAUGUACUGUAUCUACUACUUAAUUUUAAAAAAUCCAGUUGGGGGCUUACAUGUUGCUGUGCUGCCAUUGGAUUUUCCCAGUGUUCAUUAAACCCAUGUCCCCUUUGCAUGUCUUGCAUUUGUGUGCAUCACUUAUAGUUUGCACGUUGGAGCAGACUGGGGGUGGGGGAGUAAAUCAAGCCACACAGGUGCUUCUAAAACUUCUGACAGUAGCCAACGCUGGCUCAGCUCUCCUGGGCAAGGGUUGCUGGAAACACUAUUGAGAGUUUCUCCUUCCUCUUCACAGCCAUAUGAGGUGAAACUGUCUCCCUGGUAGGACUUGAAUUCAGAUUUCUUGUUCCUUUUGACCCUUUCACUGCACUCUCUCUCUCUCUCUCUCUGCACUUCCCUCUUUCCUUAGUCUCUAGGGGUAGGCUAUAAACUGUUUAAUGUUCUGGGGUAACACAGAGCUAAAAGCUGCUGAAACCAUUGGCCUCACUUCACUUCUAACAGGAAAAGCCAACUCACUUCCAAACUGAUAAAAUGAGCCUUGUGUCUGAGACAUUGGUGCUUGGGUCACACACAGGAAAACCUGCAGCUCCCUGUUCCUUUGUGGGCCAUACGCAAACAAUUGGCUUCCUCCUCUUUGGAGCACCCUCUCCUUCUAGAGAUUAACAAGGAAAGUACAGACAGAAGUCUCUUCUGUUGUCAUGGCAACACUUCUUCCCUGAAAGGAUUUUGCCCAUUCCAGGCACGCUUCACUUGUUUUCCUACCUUAAGCCUAGACUAGUCUUGUUCUGAGUAUUCUGUGUAUUUUCAUUGUAGUAAGAACAUUCAGCAUGAAGUCUGCCCUCUUCAAUUUGUACAUGUACGACACAGUUCACACAGCUGUAGGCACACUGCUGAUGGCGUGAAUUCAUGCAGCCUGAAUAACGGGCACUUGAUUGCUCACUGAUCAGCAGCUCCCUGUGCUCCCUUCCAACCCUGACAACCACCAUUCUGUAGACUGUUUUAGAUACCUCAGAAACGGUGGGACCUGGUAGAUUUUGUGCUUUUAUGACUUGCGCAUUUACCUGAGCAUAGCACCCCCAGGGGCAACAUCCACCUUGUCAUGUAUUUAGUCCUCCCUUUCUGGCUGCCAAUUUCAUUGUGCCACACAUAUACCGCAUUUUAUUCGUCUAGCCACCUGUCAACAGACAUGAUACUGUGAAUAAUGCCCCAGUGUGCAUGAGACUAGAAAAAGCUUUUCGAGAUUCCGACCUCAAGGCCUUUGAUAUAAAUACCCCGAAGCAGAAUUGCUGGGCCAUACAGGAAUUUUAUUUCUGAAGCCUUUGAGGACCGUUUAUACUGUUUCCCACUGCAGAUGCGCCAUUUUGCACCCCUUACAGCAGUUCACAUGGGCCCAGUUUCCCCACCAUCAACUUUGGUCUGUUGUCUGCCUAAACAGGGAGCAGCUGAGUUGUCCUUGUCCUGGUCCAACUCUGAAUCCCAGAUGCAAGUAUCUUCCUUGUAAGCCAUCCAUCCUCAGUGGCCCUGGGAUCUCGAUUUACCUUUUCCGUUUCAUUAACUCACUCAACUGAUGUUUACUGAGCACAUCCUAUCAUUUCCUGGCUAAUUCAGCUAGCCUCCACAGGCUGUGUUUUCUGCAGUGUUUAGAGAUGAAGCAAAACACUUGUUGUCCAGUGUUAUCUUCAUAGCUCACAAGAAGCAUGCCCGGUUUGUUUUGGCUUCAUUUUCCAGAGGAAGAAACUAAUUCUUGAGAUGGUUGCAGAUCAUUGAGGCCCGAGUCACUCUGUGAAUAACGGGGGCAGAGUUUGAACCUGACUCCGAAACCCAGGCUUUAAUUGGAGAUUUGCUUUUGUUUUUUUCAGCCAACACUCACCUUUUGAAUUAAUCAUUUAAAGCAAGAAACCAACUGAAGUUCCCAACUAUAAGAAUCAAACUCCAUUUUUAUGAUGGUAGAUGCCAUUUAAAUGAUGAUUUCAAGUAAAACAACUUGGUUUUUAAAUAGCCAUCAACAGCUUUCAUUAAAAAAAAAAUCUGCAUUACAAGUCUAAAAGGUUAAACAAGCCAGCUUUUUUUCCUAGCUAGGCUGGUUAAAAUUUGGGGCCAUAUCCUCCAGUUCUUUAGAUUGUACUUAUGAACUGUAUAAUCUUAUCUCUGUUUUGCCAAUAAUAUAGCCAGAAAAGCAAUUUCAGUGGGGAAUCCAUUAGGCUUUGCUGUGGUUUCCUUUCUCUUUGAUCCCAGUGAGAAGCUUUUCUCAGUAUUUAGGGAAAAUCAGUUCGAAACUGCAUCAGUGUCACAACUAAUGAGAUUAUUUUGUUCGUACACAUGCCACCCACCUUUGGUCAACUUGUCCCCUGCCUCUGUGUAGUAAUGGCACACAGUGGGCGAAUCAAUGCGAGCUCUUACCCCUUUGGACUGUAGGCCAGCAGAUGUUGGGGGGGGGGUUAAUAAUGAACUUUCUCCUCUAUACAAGAACACAUAUUUCUAAUGCAGCCUUGGUUCCUGGUUCUUGAGAUGCACUCAGACAUCUUCAAAUCUGGGUCACUUAAACGAAAGUAGAAAUACUAGAAACACAUUUGGCCCAGGGGCCCAGGGGCAUGGUGGGUGAACACAGCACUGUCACAUAGGUAGAAUUAACCAAUGCUCCUAACUCCUAAUUGAGAACUACCGAACAGUGCCGUCGCUUCCAGAAUAAACUUUUAGCCGAGCUGAUCUGAUUAAUAGUGGUGGAUUUAAGAAGAUAGCAGUGAAAAUGGCUCUGACUUGUAACCCCGUGGGUUUUGUUUGUCAUCAGCGACCCACUAGCCUCUGGUGAACGCCUGUCUGAUUCCCAUACAGCAUCUCAGUGCAUAGAAGGAAGUGCAGGUUCUUCAGCAGCAGUGACUAAGGAAAGCCAAGCAGAAACUCCACUUCUCUAGCAGUCUUCCUGACAGGAGAGCCUCUGAGGACAGGGCGUGGCUGCAUCGUUUCUGUGCACAGGAGAAUUGUUAGUAACUGGUAGGUUUGUAGAUAUUAUUUUUAUACUAGAAUGUUAAUCUCCUGAAAAACAUCAAACAUUAGCCUCCUAGAGUGAACUCUAUGCUUUCCAAACCUACUUCAAAGAAGGGUUCUAAACACCACUACGGUCCUUUUUCCUUCACCACUCCAAUGGUCUAAUGGAAUAGAUGAAUCAAUGUUUAUAUUUUUAAACCUGUAAAUAUUUUUAUUUUGAAUAUUUUGUAUAUUUGUUGAUAUAAUUCCAUUUUGUGCAUAUGUACUACUGUGCAUGCUGCUGGUUUUGAUAGUCACUCUUUUAACAAAUGUAAACAGGUUGAACUAAUGGGCUCUCUUUCAUUCAUCUUACAAUGAAAAUACAAUGUUGCCAUUUUAACUAUUGUGUUUAAAUUUGGUCAAUAAAUUCUGUUGCUCCUUUGCA